AUGUUUGGUUCCGGUAAAUUGAACUUAGUUGAGCGUCCUGGCUUAGGCCGUAUUGGUCGUCCUAUACGAAUCAGAGCAAACUUUUUCGAAAUAAACUCUACAGAUGACGUAAAUAUUCACCACUAUGACGUUAUAAUUACUCCGGAAGUUCCUCCGACUCUGAAUAGGAGAAUUUUUACCCAGUUUGAAGCCCUGCAUGCUGGUGAUGUAAAACCAGUAUUCGAUGGUCGUAGAAAUAUUUUUACCGCUAGACCGUUACCUUUUGGUUAUACGGACACUUUUGAUAUACGUCUUCCAGAUUCUUCAACAACUCGACUUCCACGUGCUUUUAAGCUCAUCAUUAGGAAGGUCGCUGCAGUUGGUAGAUCAUUUUAUACCAAUCAAAUCUCACAAGCUUGUUCCGGUGGUUUAGAAAUUUGGCAAGGAUAUCGUCAAUCCGUCAGGCCUACACCUGGAAGAAUGAUGAUAAAUGUUGAUGUAAGCUCUACUGCUUUUUAUGAAAGUUGCGAGUUAGUACAUAUGGUCGCAAAGAUACUCGGUCGUAAUCUUGGUGAUCUAAGAAGAGAAAUAGUUGAUAGGGAUCGGUUAAAACUUGAAAAAGCUUUAAAGUAUUUAAAAAUUCGUGUUACCCACCGUGGAGAUAAUUCCGAGCGCACGUAUAAGAUUAUUAAAUUAACUAAUACCCCGGCAUCAAAUACUAAAUUUGAAGUUGAUGGUACUAGAACAGAUGUUGCUUCAUACUUUCAAAAUACUUACAACGAACCUCUACAAUAUCCAUUCCUUCCUUGCGUCGUCGUCCGAAGGGAUUUAUAUUUACCAUUGGAAGUAUGUAAAGUAGUUGAGGGACAACAUCAUAUUCGCAAAUUAAACGUAAGGCAGAAAGCUGAUAUGAUAAAAUUUUCUCUUCAGCAACCCCAAGUCUGUGCAAAUAAAAUUGUACAAGGUUUAGAAAUUCUUGGUUAUCGACUAAAUGAUUGUAUGAGGCAAUUUGGUUUGGUAGAACCUGAAGAAAUGGCUGUAGUUCCAGCCAGAGUAUUGCCUGCUCCAAAAAUACUAUAUCACCCUUCUUCUCGUACUCCUGCCUUUAUUCCAAGAAAUGGGUCAUGGAAUUUACGUGAUAAAAAAGUUGCUACUGGAGCCACACUUAGUUCAUGGUCAUGCGUUGUUUUCGGAAAUUUCCGAAUGCAAGUCGUACAAUAUUUUAUCAGAGAAUUGGUUAACGUAUGUCUGGAUACUGAAAUGAAUAUCCCGACUAAGAAUCCACCAAUUUUCCAAGGUAAUCCUCAAGGUAAUAUUGAACAGAUCUUGAGGCAAGCAUGGGUUAAAGCUGGCAAUAUGACCAGAUCACCACCUCAGUUAAUUUUAUGCAUUCUUCCUAACACCGGUGUACCAUUGUAUGCUGAAAUUAAACGUGUGAGUGAUACAGUAAUUGGUGUUGCUACUCAAUGCGUUCAAUCUAGACAUAUUUUUCAAGCAAAAAAACAAUAUUGCGCUAACCUAUGUCUCAAAAUGAACGUAAAACUUGGUGGUAUGAAUUCAUACAUUGAACCAAGUUGUAUACAGUUUAUUACGCAACGGCCGACCAUCGUAAUGGGUGCAUGCGUCUCACAUCCUGCUCCUGGUGGUGAUGAGUCUCGCCCAUCCAUCGCUGCUCUAUGCGCUUCAAUGGAUGCAAAAGCAUCUCGCUAUGCCGCCUCUAUUCGUGUUCAAGCAGAAAGUGUUUUGUUCUAUCGAAACGGUGUCUCUGACAACCAAUUUCAACAAGUGCUUGAUUUUGAAAUUGAAGCUGUAAGAUGUGCAUGUGCAUCACUUGAUGCGAAUUAUAAACCGUCCAUAACCUUUGUGGUUGUAAAGUCACGUCAUCACACUCGUCUUUUCCCUAAGGAUAAGAAAGAUUCAGAUAGGACAGGAAACUGUCUGGUUGGUACAGUUGUUGAAUCAACAAUAACGCACCCUUUCGAAUUUGACUUUUAUCUUCAGAGACACGCUGCAACACAAGGAGCUUCGCGUCCAACACAUUAUUACGUAUUGUGUGAUGAAAACCGAUUCAAUGCCGAUUCAAUUCAAACUUUAUCAUACAAUUUAUGUUAUUCGUUUGCGCGAUGUACGCGUGCAGUUUUUAUUGUCCCACCAGUAUAUUACGCGCAUUUAGUUUGUUGUAGGGCCAGAUUUCAUUCGCGAAAUGAAAAUUGGAGCGAUCAAGAUCCAGAAAGUGGGGUUCUUGUAUCAUCUUUUGGUAUGGUGAAACCUAAUUUACAAAAAGUUAUGUACUUUAUAUAG
Messenger RNA from Funneliformis mosseae, 2280 nucleotides. The record is from the annotation of a GenBank genome assembly. Lineage: Eukaryota; Fungi; Glomeromycota; Glomeromycetes; Glomerales; Glomeraceae.